This is a messenger RNA of Rhopalosiphum maidis (corn leaf aphid), 2248 nucleotides long. It is a transcript of the gene gish, whose product is annotated as casein kinase I. Gene Ontology annotation, cellular component: plasma membrane; cytoplasm; nucleus. The record is from RefSeq and is a predicted model, not a curated record. The transcript has 12 exons. Gene Ontology annotation, molecular function: protein serine/threonine kinase activity; ATP binding. Bases 320 to 1687 code for a protein of 455 amino acids. NCBI's taxonomy places the organism in Eukaryota, Metazoa, Arthropoda, Insecta, Hemiptera, Aphididae. Gene Ontology annotation, biological process: endocytosis; peptidyl-serine phosphorylation; signal transduction.
UCAGUCACAAAAAAUGGAGAGUUUCAGCUGCAAUUGUUUCGUUUUCAAUUUUAUUAAAUUUCAACACGGUUAACCGUAUGUUUUAAUAUAACUAUUGUUUUUUAAUUAGUCUAUAGUUAAACAAGAAGAAUGCAGUCAUAAAACCGGCGUUCUGUUUCGGUUUGCGAAUUAAAUUUUUGUAAAAAAAAUUAAUGCAAUGAUAACAGUGUUUAUUGUCUUGGGUCACAACGUGUGAACGCCAGGGAAUUUUAAUAAAUUUUGGCGUACAAUGAGCUAAAAUUGGCCAAUUUUCGUUGAGGAAUAUAUACAAUCAGGUGCCAUGCAGAAAAGGGACCGGGAGAAGGAACAAAACGGUAAGGAUGACAAGCGCGGUGGAAAAUCCACUGGAUCGAGGGCAAUGCAUUCAGCAGUUGCCGGACGACAUGGCUUGUCAUCAUCAGCCAACUCUAGUGUACUCAUGGUUGGUCCAAAUUUCCGUGUUGGCAAGAAGAUUGGCUGUGGAAAUUUUGGGGAACUAAGACUUGGAAAAAACUUAUAUACAAAUGAACAUGUGGCAAUAAAAAUGGAGCCAAUGAAAUCCAAAGCGCCUCAAUUGCAUUUGGAAUAUCGCUUUUAUAAAUUACUUGGAUCUCAUGCUCCUGCUUUCUUCUCAGAUGGCAUACCAGAAGUAUUUUUUUUUGGUCCAUGUGGCAAGUAUAAUGCUUUAGUCAUGGAACUCCUUGGUCCCAGUCUUGAGGACUUAUUUGAUAUGUGUGGGCGUGAGUUUUCGCUCAAAACUGUUCUCAUGAUUGCCACCCAAUUGCUGCACAGGAUAGAAUAUGUUCACGGUCGACAUCUUAUAUACAGAGAUGUUAAACCAGAAAACUUUCUCAUUGGUCGCACUUCAACAAAAAAGGAUAAAACUAUUCAUAUUAUAGAUUUUGGUUUAGCUAAAGAAUACAUAGAUUUAGAAACAAAUAAACAUAUACCAUACCGGGAACAUAAAAGUUUAACUGGUACAGCAAGAUAUAUGAGUAUAAACACACAUUUAGGAAAAGAACAAAGUCGGCGAGAUGAUUUAGAAGCUCUUGGGCAUAUGUUUAUGUACUUUUUACGGGGCUCAUUACCAUGGCAAGGCUUAAAAGCUGAUACACUCAAAGAAAGAUAUCAAAAAAUUGGUGAUACAAAACGAGCCACUCCUAUAGAAGUUUUGUGUGAUGGAUAUCCCGAGGAAAUGGCUCAGUAUUUACGUUAUGUUAGACGAUUGGAUUUCUUUGAGACACCAGAUUAUGAAUAUUUGCGUACACUAUUCAAAAAUUUGUUUGAGAAAAAAGGUUAUGUUAAUGACUCUGAAUUUGAUUGGACGGGCAAAACAAUGUGCACAUUGGUUGGUUCCAUACAGUCCAGUCAAGAAGUUAUUUUAUCACCAAACAGAGAAAGACAAGUUGCAGGCAACAAGUCUGGAACAAAAGGUUGGCAAGAUGGUUCAAAGCUUCCAGGUCAUACAUUAGGAAACUUAACCCCUGCUGAUCGUCAUGGAAGUGUUCAAGUGGUAAGCUCGACUAAUGGUGAAUUGGCAAAUGAUGAUCCAACUGCUGGCCAUUCCAAUACUCCUAUUACAGCACAAGCUGAAACGGAAAUUGUUGAUGACACUAAAUGUUGUUGUUUUUUUAAACGUAAAAAGAAGAAAACUCCUCGUCCUAAAUGACUAACAGUGGUUAAAUGCAGCUCUGAACGAGAAGCUGUCACGCUGUUACGCGCCACCUCGCACUCUAACUCGCGUGACAGUGCCCUAAAUGUUCCCGUUCCGACCAUUACGUGAGAUUGCAUUAUCCAAAACAUUAAAUAUUAUUUUGUAUUUAAUUUUGAAACAUCUCUUUCCUUUUUUUUUUUUUUUUUUUUGUAAUUAAAUUAAUAGGUUACAAUAUACUUAUAUCUUUAAAAGAAAAAACAUACUAAAAUAACAUAUAAUAGACUGUUAGCAUUUGGUCACCUGUGCAUUCCGUCAACGAUCAAUUAAAAAAUAUGAUGCCAAAAGAUGCUUCAAUUGUUGACACUAGUCUUGACACUAGACAGUAAGACAGUGUAAUAUUCAUUUAUUGCUUUUUUAUUUGUAAAAAAUAAUAUAUAAAUGUACAUGAUAAAGAAUUAUCAAGUAAAGUACAUUCAUUCACAUUCUCUUGUUCAAAAGAAAAAAAGGACUCAGAAGUAUAGAUUUUAUUUGAUUGGUUUGCUUAUUAAAUAAAAAUUUUUAAUUAAUUAUGUCAAA